AUGUCUCCGAUAAAGAACUUAAAUGUGACUUUUGAAACAAUUAGUGACAACAGCAGUUAUUCUGAAGGCGAUAAUAUAGUAGGUACAGUCAGUUUCAGACUGACAAAAGAAGUCAAAGUCAAGAGCGUUUAUGUAAAAGCCAAAGGGGACGCUAACGUAGAAUGGACAGAAGUAGGUGUACCUGUCGAGAGACUGCAAAGUGCGCGCAGGAGAUAUUUCAAAGUGAAGGAAUACUUGGUUGCAGAAAACGAUGAAGGGACUGUUCUUCCAAAAAGAGUGCACAUCUUUAAGUUCAGGCUCAAAAUCCCAGAGGGAAGGAUGCCUUCGUCCUUCAAGGGAAAACAUGGAAAUAUUGUCUACACCUUUGAAGCCAAGAUAUCUAGGAGCUGGCGACUGCCUUCGAAAGUAGUAAAAGAGAUCAACUUUGUGUCAAAGUCCUGUCCACACACUCCUGAAAUGAUGUGUCCACAGUCCAGUUCAGUGUGUAAAAAGAUGAGUGGUCUCUCCAAGGGACAGGUCCAGAUCUGUGCUACCAUUAACAGAGGAGUUUGUUCUCCAGGUGAAACCUUGUCUGUUGUCGCCAAAAUCUGCAACUCCUCUUCCAGGAACACAAGGCUCAAAUUCAAACUUCAGCAGGUAACGGUGUACAGUUGCCAGGACAACACUAAUAGCAGCAAGGAAACGCUGUUUAAAAUGGUCGGAGACACUAUCCGUCCAAACUCAGAGCAAACUGCCUCCUGCCAGCUGAAAGUUCCCAGCGAUGCCAUUCCCACCCUCCAUAACUGUGAAAUCAUCUCAGUUGAAUAUUACAUAAAGGUGUAUCUGGACGUUAGUUUUGCCCUUGACCCAGAGGUGGUGUUUCCACUGGUCAUCCUUCCUUCUAAAUUUGCUCCAGCUCAGAGUCGUGAGGCUGUGGGGCCUGAGACAGUUGAGCCUCCAGCUUACAGCGAGUUCACAUCCUCUGCUUUCACCACUGGAUUGGAUCCUAUACUCACAGGGUCAGGCGUUUAUCAAUACCUCACCCCAGAUCCCACUCAGCAUGCAAAUGCCCUACUGCUCUGCAUGGAGAAGAACCUCCACUAUAUUUGUCCAUUUACCAGCAUCAGAAUGAAUGAAUGA
Molecule: messenger RNA, 1119 nt
Organism: Neolamprologus brichardi
Lineage: Eukaryota; Metazoa; Chordata; Actinopteri; Cichliformes; Cichlidae
Source: RefSeq, a predicted model, not a curated record